This is a messenger RNA of Penicillium paradoxum, 2709 nucleotides long. RefSeq names its product class I alpha-mannosidase 1A. The coding region runs from base 1 to 2709 and encodes 902 amino acids. The transcript has 3 exons. The record is from RefSeq and is a predicted model, not a curated record. Lineage: Eukaryota; Fungi; Ascomycota; Eurotiomycetes; Eurotiales; Aspergillaceae. Gene Ontology annotation, cellular component: Golgi membrane; endoplasmic reticulum. Gene Ontology annotation, biological process: carbohydrate metabolic process; N-glycan processing. Gene Ontology annotation, molecular function: mannosyl-oligosaccharide 1,2-alpha-mannosidase activity; calcium ion binding.
AUGUUUCGAGCUCGCCGGUACCGCGUCCUGAUCAUAUUCGCGGCGGCUUUCGUCCUCACGUUCUUUCACUUCGCGCGCUCACGCGAUUGGAGCAAUACAGUGAUCGAAGAGUCGGUUGCUGUCACCAAUCCUGCCACUAAAAAGCCUCCGACAUUGAUACCUGAGAAUCCUGCCGCCGUUGAUCUCGUCGAGGAGAAUAGAAAUCAUCUGGUUGCCGAUCCUCAUCGCGACACCCCAGAGCCCCCACCACCGUCGACAGAAAAGUCGAAAUCGCCAGUGGGCCCCAGUAACACUUCAAAGGACGAUCGAUACAAGGACGGCUCUCAUGGCGCACCGCCGGUAAACCCGCCCAUCAAGGAUACUUCCAAGGAUGCCCCGAAGGAUACCGCGAAGGUGGAAACUACCGUCCAGUUACCACCGCCGAUAGAGCAGGGUGUCAGCAGUACAAUCGAGGAGGAGAUUGACAAUGGAGAUGUUGGCAGGAAGGCAGUGGAACGUCCUGGUUCUAACAUCCCAACGGCCGAGUGGAGGAAGUUCCCAGAGCGGUUCCCCGUCCCCGCAGCGGAAGUGAUCAAGCUCCCAAAGGAACAGUCGAAAGCAAUCCCCAAGCUGCAGGCUAAGUUCAAGGAUGAGUCAAGCUCAGAUAAGCAAGAGCGUCUCCAACGCCUCAGCACUAUCAAGGCUGAGUUCAAGCAUGCUUGGCAAGGUUACAAGGACAUCGCGAUGGGACAUGACGAAGUCAAACCCCUGUCGAAGCAAUUCGAAGACCCAUUCAAUGGCUGGGGAGCGACAUUAGUCGAUUCUAUUGAUACUCUUUGGAUUAUGCAAUUGAAGGAUGAGUUCUCUGAGGCCGUGGAUGCGAUCAAAAACAUUGAUUUUAAAACAUCACUGAGAGCCAAUAUCCCGAUGUUCGAGACAACGAUCCGCUAUCUCGGAGGUCUUAUUGGUGCCUAUGAUAUUUCUGGACAACGAUACCCCGUGCUUUUGGAGAAAGCGGAGGAGCUUGCUGAGGUUCUCAUUGGUGCCUUUGACACGCCCAACCGCAUGCCGCACCUUUACUAUCGCUGGGCCCCAGAGUCAGUUUCGAAACCGCACCGGGCAUCUUCCCGAGCUGGCCUGGCUGAAAUUGGAUCGCUUUCCUUGGAGUUUACCCGUCUGGCUCAAUUGACCAAGCAGGACAAAUAUUAUGAUGCGAUUGCACGGAUUACCAAUGAAUUGGAGAAGAUCCAGGAUUCAACUAGUAUUCCUGGGCUGUGGCCUCUGCGAGUCAACGCACAGGGAUGCUCGAAGUACAUCCCGUCCAAGCCUCCCCGUAAUGGCAGCCCUACCCGUGAGGAGCAUGCUGCUACUACUCCUAAGACCACAGCGGUUGUUCACAAUGACCACGCUGCACCAACAGACCUUGACAGCUAUUUGAACUUGAUUCCACGCGACACAGACGUUGGCGUCCAAGGACAUGCACAAUCAAUCAAUGAUACUCGAAUCGCUAGUGAACUUGGAAUCCAAGCACGUGGGGAAAGCCCAGCCGACCAAUGUAAUGGCGGAUUGGGACUUCCCAAUUCAGUUAAUGAUAACACAUACACCAUGGGAGGAAUGGCAGACUCAACCUACGAAUAUCUGCCCAAGGAAUACCUGCUCCUGGGUGGCCUGAACGAGCAAUACCAAAAUAUGUACAUCAAAGCAGCGACUGCAGCCCGCAACACUCUUCUUUUCCAGCCCAUGGUGAAAGGUGGACGCGAUAUCCGCUUUAUGGCUUCGGCUACAACUACCCCCGGAAAGAACACAGAGCUUAUUCCCACUGAUUUCGAGUAUGGAGGUCAUCACCUUAUGUGUUUCGUCGGUGGUAUGUUUGCCAUUGGUGCCAAGGCCUUUGGCAUCGAUGGUGAUUUGGAGCUUGCAGCUAAGCUGACGGACGGUUGUGUCUGGGCUUACGAGUCGACUCAAACCGGAAUUAUGCCUGAGCAAUUCCGUCUUUUGCCCUGUGAGAAGGGCUCUGCCUGCGAAUGGGACCAGGCUCGCUUUGACGCCGGCCUGGCACGCAACUCGCGUAUCGACCCGAGCGCAGGCCCCCAAUUCCGCAAUGGAGAAAGCACUUAUGAACAGCGCGUGAAGCUGAAUGCUCACGAACCGCCGCAAGGCUCGGAGAGCAGGGCGGUCCCCCUUCCUAUGCCAGGCUCAUUGAACCCUCACGAUGUGGGGAAGCGUGAUGGAUUUGCACUAAGAAAACGCACUGCAUCCUCGUCCGCCGUUUCAAUCCCAGCACCCACACCCAGUGAAGCUGAUGCUGACCUGCAGAACCGAGACGCACCUCGUCCUUCUUUGUCGCCCGCUUCUCCUCUAGUUGCUGAAGUCGGCAAACAUCACCUCCCAGCAGGAAUGGUCAGUAUCCAGUCGCCGAAAUACUACCUUCGGCCCGAAGCCAUUGAGUCUGUCUUCAUCAUGUAUCGCCUGACUGGCGACGAAUCUUGGCGCCAAAAGGGAUGGCAGAUGUUUGAGGCCAUCAUCAAGUAUACCCGCACGGAGAUUGCCCAUGCGGCCAUUCAGGAUGUCACAGCCCAGAAACCGACCCAUAGUGAUACUAUGGAGUCUUUCUGGCUCGCUGAGACGUUGAAGUAUUUCUACCUUUUGUUCAGCGACCCCGAUGUCGUGGACUUGGAUAAAUAUGUUCUAAACACCGAAGCGCACCCCUUCCUGCGCCCGAUUUCAUAA